AUGCCAGCCGCCGGGCAGAACUUGCGGCCCUUCAUCCGAGAGCCGGGGAAAAAGUCCCGCACUCCCCCGCGGCCGGAGGCCUCGCCUGCGCCGGUCCCGCCGCCUUCGACGACGACGACGACGAAGACGACGUCGCCGCCCCUUCGCGCCAGGUGCCCCCUCCGCGCCGCGCCGGCGCAAGCGGAGAUCUGUGGCCCCUCUCCUCCCACCGGACGCGACGCCCCGCGCCACGCGCCUCGCCCCACGUUGGGCGCCAAAGCUCCAACGGACUACGAGGCCUCGGUGGGACUGCAGCUUCAGCCGCAGCCGCCAGGUGUCGGGGCAGUUCCCUCGGUGAUGGCGGUGGCGGGGUAUCUGGUUGCCUGGUGACUGGUGUGCACUGCCAUGUACUCUUGAAUGUAUUUGGUGUAUUCCUAAUCACACAGUGUAUUUAUUUGCCAGACAUGACGAGUCGCUGUGCGACGACUUGGAGAUAUUUUUAUCGUCUCAAGAAAGAAAGGGAGAGAGAGAAAGAGAGAGAUUUCCGACUUCCUUUUUUUGGAUAAUUUUCAAUCUUCCGCGUACGUUGUGUAUGUACGGACGUUUUCGGCCACGAUCGCGAGUUCUUGGGUACGCUCGGCUACCGCCGCGAGCGACCGAGGCCACCCCCACGGCGAUCGGCGACGAGAGCGGCCGCCCGCCCUCCACGCCCUUGCCGGCCCUUCGCCCCUCUCUGCUGCGCCUCCCGGUCAUUGCGACCGGACUCGUGCCCUUCCCGCCGCCCCCGCGCAGGCUGCCUGCGCAUGCGCCGGGGCGCGAACACACUCAACCUCUUCGCUCCUUCCCGCGCUUUUGCGCCUCACUGUACCACGCCCGUGCGAGUUUGGAGUCUGCCUAUAGAGAAUUAAUUGUUCACACGAGAUUUUGGUCGUGUCGUAUUUUUUAGAAGGUUAUAUUGCCUUCGUAUGAUUGCAAUUGGUUUGUUUAUGAAUUACCGACUUUUGGACAUCAUUAUGAUCAUUAAUAUCUCAUCUAAUAAAAUAAUUACUUCAAAAUUUGAGAGCUCAGCGCUCUAUUAAAACACCAUAAAAUCAUUAUUUGUGAACUGUGAAACAAUUUAGAAUUUAAUGGAUAUUUUAUUGGUUUCUUUUAUUGGAAUCUUGAAAUUAUAGUCAUACACAUACCACCCUCAAAAAAUGUGUUGUUUUAUAUUUUGUAGAUAUUUCACUCCUUAGGAGUCUAGCGUCUAAAAAAACAUCAAAUAUCAAAAUCGUUGUAAUUUAAUAAACAGUCUAAAACUCUUUUGGUAAUAUAAAACAUAUUUGUAUUUAGUAAUUAAUCUUUCAAAAGUUUAUUACUCAAUUUUUGACAACAUAUCUAAAUUCAAAAAUUGACAUGUGUAACAAUUCAAUACACGAAUUAUUUUUUAUCAGUGGUUAACGUUUGAGGCCGUUAUUUAACAUUCGAAAAGUUUGUAAAGAAAGAAGAAAUCGAUUUGCAUCAAAUAUAUCAACAAAAAUACACAAUAUUAUAGAAUUAAAUGAGUACUGACAUUUCUCCAAGAAAUAAAAAAACCAGACGAAUAUUAUGGGCGCGAUAAUGUGCAUAAAAGUUCAUAUUGAAGCAACGGUUAGGGUUGCUGUACAUCGUCGCAUGGCGAGGCGUGGCGACCCGGCCACGCCCCCGUCGCAGAAAGGCAGCCGCGGCGCGGGCGUGGGACCGGCUGUCGCCAUCGCUGCAGUCAGGCGGUUGCAUUAAGGGCUUUGGAGACGCUCACCUCAAUAAGAAAUAUUGUAAGCGCCUAGACUACGGAAACUAUCGCGUCUCGAGUCGUCUCUAAUAAUAAAAGAAGGUCAAAAAGAACUGUCUGUGCGGGUCUCAAUAUAUCAGACAUAUACGUUGGUACACAAGCGCGAUUUUUUAUAAAUUCACAUUUUCCGCGAAAGACGUAUGAGGAUGAGUGGAAUCUUCAACUUCAUUGGGUCAUCAUAUGUUAUGAUGUCAGAUGUUUAUUCGGGUAACUAGUUCUUUUCGAAGCCUGAGAGAUACAAUCUCUGAUUUCGAUGCUGCUUCGAUGACCCUCAAGUGUUAAGGCGUAGUGUGAAUUUUUAAUCUGAUUACUACGUUCAUUAAUUAUUAUCUUUAUAAGCUGCUGCAAGCACAAACAAUAUUUCUCUAUAGUCAAAUGGUCAGUGCACUUGCACUGUAACAUUUGCCUAGUUUUCUAUGACGUUGAAGACGUCAGUUAAUUGCUAUUACGAGUUUGUCUUUGAAGCGCCUAUCAAAUUCUUGCCUGUUGUAAUCCAGAACGUUGAUGCAGUUCAAAUAAUAUAUUUGCCAGAUGUUAUAUCGCUUCCAAGAAGUUUAUUGACGCUGAGUUAUAGGUUCUUUCGUAAUAGGCAAUUCCGACCAACGUGACUUGACUACAAAAUUAUCAUUCUUUUCUUAAACAGUAAAUAAACAAAUCCCCUUUGCGCGUCUUUUCUCUGUAGGGAAGUUUGUUGUUUCUUACACGACCAAGAAACGCGUGGAAUGCCCCAUGAAUAGCAGAGUAUGAUAAAAACAAUAUUUAGAAACUGCGAAGAAAGAAACAUUAUGUAGGAAGAAAAUUCCUUUAUGCAUACUGAGAACGGCAAGGUGUGGUACUUCUAACAACCUCUCUCUUCAAACCACCUCGUAUAUUUUUGCCGCUUUUUUUAAUACCACGCGAUUUCUUCCCAAACCUCGUUUUUUCAUUUUCCGAGCCCGUUUUCCUCAAUUACCGGCGUUUGCAGUGGCCCACCACUUCUUCCCAGCUCCCCUCUUCAGCCCCUCCUUCCAAAUUACGUCUUCAACCUUCUUUUUAUUCGCGCCUCCUGCUCCCUCUUCGUCGUCCUUUGGCCCGCGCUUGGAGGUCCUGGGCACCCGCGCCCCCUGUACAUACCCCCGUAGCAUGUACAUACGUGCGAGUGGGAGCCCGCUCUCUCUUUUCGCUACGCUGUAACAAGAAUAAUAAAAAUAAUACUAACAUUAAUAACACAUUGAUAAGUUAAAAAAUAAAGAGGAAAAAACUCGUGAACUCCAAGAGUUUCAAAGCUAUAUAAGAAAAGGGAAAUUUUAUAUCGCUCAUAGAUUUCAUAAGUUUAUUAUUCUGAUUACAUCUCUGGCUUAGUGUGCGUUUUCGCCGCCGGCGGGCGCUACCGCCGGCCGCGCGGCGCGGCGGCG
This is a messenger RNA of Gryllus bimaculatus (two-spotted cricket), 3183 nucleotides long. NCBI's taxonomy places the organism in Eukaryota, Metazoa, Arthropoda, Insecta, Orthoptera, Gryllidae. The record is from the annotation of a GenBank genome assembly.